AUGUCAAGUCGAAUCUCUGAUGGAUUUUUCUGUCCCUUGAAGAAAGGGUUCGGAGGUCCUCAGGGGAAACAGACUUUUAUAUCUUUAGAUGGUAAAAAACCUUUGAUUUUAGAUGGAUCUGGCGAUCAUUAUGUAUUUAUUGAUAAAUCAGGGAAAGCAUACGGAUUUGGCAAAAAUGAUAAACAUCAAAUUACAAAAAAUGCGGGUUGCAACAUUUCACUCCCAUUACAAAUAGAUAUAAGCGAAGAUCUUUACGAAAUUGCAUGUGGAAACGGAUUUACAGCCGCAAUUACUAAAACAAACAAAUUAAUAGUUCUGGGAGAUGAAUAUUCCAACAUCAAACCAGAAAAUUUAUCAGGUCCCCGUGGAUUAUCUGCUUUUGGAACAAAAUUAGCUUUUAUCACAGAAACAAAUAACAUAACAAUAUAUACAGACAGUCAGAACUCGAUAAAAAUGACCGCUCCAGGCCAACUAAUUACAUGCAAAAUCAAUUCUUCCGUUGUUAGCGCGAUGACUUCAAAAGGAGAUGUUUAUGUAGGAAAAUACGGCGAACAAAUGAAAUUAAUAGCAAAUGGAAGUUCUCUUUUCUGCAGUUCUGAGAGCAUUCUCGUUGUACAAAAUUCAUUAAAAUUAAUUGUUUAUCAUAAUGGAAUUAUUACAGAAUACUACUUACCAGCUGGUUUUGAAUGCGUCAAUGCUGGUUGCGAGCACGGAGAUGUCUUUAUUUUGGACAUUUCUGGUUCAUUAGCACACGCAUCAAACAAAAACCGCAAUUUUUCAACGAUAUCUAGCAAUUUUGUUAGUCUAUCGUCAAUGCCUAUACAUGGUCCGAUCUCUACAUUCUGUCUUCUUGGAAAAAGAUUCUUAUUUAUCCAAGGACACCCAAUUCAGCCUCUAAAGUCAGGAGUUGCAAUACCAAUACCUCAGGAAACUAAAAUAGAUAUAGGAGAUACAUCAGAUACGUUCCUAGCUUCAGCAAAUGACGUUACAUUUUUCGCAAAUAGAAGAUCUUCAUUCGAUGACGUUUCUUCUGCAUUAAUUCCACUUGGCCAUAUUGGAGAUACAUAUUUUACAAGCUUAAACAGACCAAUUACGUUGGAUUCUUCAGAUGAAUUAUUAUUUUCUGUAAAUUUGUUGGCUGGAGAUGAAGUUACAAUAGGAAAAACUAAAGCCGUUGUUGCAGGAUACGCGUCUGGAUCUCUCUGGGUCAUGCCAGAAGGUCAAAAACGCGUUUAUGCAGUUUGCGACUUUGAAUUAUCUCAAAUACAGGAUUACAUUGUAUUAAAUAAUCGUCCUGGCCAUACUUUACUCGAAUUGAACAUAAAUGGCUCACAAGUUUUCGCGGAUACGACUCGUGAAUUUGUACAAACGUUUGGAUACGCUGUAGGUGACCUUUUAUGGGUUCCUCAAAGAGGCACAUGCGAGUUCCUUGGAGUUUAUGCGAAUAUGCUUGUUAUUCUUGAUAUUUCGACAAGAUACGUUUUUACUCAAGAUCCAAUCAAGUUUAAAGUACUCAGAAGGAAUACAGAUGAACUUCCUCAUACUCGAGAUGUCAUGAAAAUCGAUGGUGAGCGAAUUACCCUCGAUAUCUCAUGUACAGGUAACAGAUUGUUUGUUCCAACGGACAGAGUCAUCACUCCCAUUGGUUUCGCGACUAUUUUAGGAUUUGCAGAUACUUGCUACGUUCAAACUGACGAAAUGAGAAUUAAUGGCUACAAAGCUGCCCCUGUUUCAGCUCUGGAUAUGCAAUUGGUAAGGAGAAUCUCGAUGCCUGCCGAAAGGACAAUCGAAACAGUCGACGGCCACUCAGUUACGGUCUCCUUAGACACGGAAUCAGCAACUGAUGGUAUCAUGGCCGGAGACAUAUUGGCCAUCGGAACAACUUACGCCCGUGCAGUGGGCGUGAACGAAGACGGUUGGUAUGCAAUUUUCAUUGGAGACAACAAAGCAAGGAUAUUACCACCGAGCAACUCCGUGAACAUUGUUUAUAGGUCCGAUUUCAUGGCAACAAGGAACGACGCGCAAGGUUUGCAAGUCGGAUCUCCUGGAAUUGGAGAAUCUCUCAUCCUCCCCGGAGAUAUUGUUGACAUGAAAGGAUUUAACAACUGCGAAUUCAUGGGAUAUAACGAUACAUCAAUGGUUUUCGUUUCUCAUGAAACUGGAGAAUUACUUUCUUUGACAUUUUCAACUGCUUUGCUGCCUGAUCUGUUUACCGUGGUAAAGAGACCAGCAAUGGAAUUUUUAGGAAUGCCGAAAGUUCAACAAGAUAAUAAAUAA
Trichomonas vaginalis G3 is the source of this 2277-nucleotide messenger RNA. Its product is annotated as regulator of chromosome condensation 1/beta-lactamase-inhibitor protein II family. The record is from RefSeq and is a predicted model, not a curated record. Bases 1 to 2277 code for a protein of 758 amino acids. Lineage: Eukaryota; Parabasalia; Trichomonadida; Trichomonadidae. The transcript has a single exon.